UACACAAAUGUAUUAUAUACAUAUCUGCUGUGUGUGUAGUAGUCUAUUUUAGUAUGCGUUCGGAAUACUUGCAAUUUUCUUUGUUGUAAACGACGUGAAGCAGGUAAAUUGUUAAUUAUCGCAAAUAAUGUGAAGUUUCGCGUAAUCUUACGUGCUGAUUAAAGGCUUUGAUAAGUAUCGGUCGUAAGUACACUACCCACUCAUUACCUACUGUGGUAACUAGGUUCAAUUAUGUCGUUAACAUUUUUCCUCGUUUUUGGUGUUCUUCCCUUAAUUUCUUCUACUCGAGGAGCAUCCACGUGUUUUCUUGAUGGGGUAGAUAUAGGUGCAGGUAGUCAUGAACUGACUAAACCCAUAAAUGACACUUAUCGUGGUAUUCUUGAGGUUUUUCAAAUGAAAAAUGUGCAAAGAGUGAUACCGAAAGGGGAUUCAUAUUUUAAAGUCACUUUGAACGACACCACGUUAACCUUUGCAACUGGUGAUAACUUUCCCCAAUAUGAAGCCGAAGCUGAACCCUCAACAAACACGCUGGUUAUUUCCGUUGCUCUGGAGCUUCAAUGUACGGAAUCUAACAAUAAUCACAUGAUUUUCACUCAACGGGUUCUCGACACGAACAACCAUGCACCUCAACUCGAUCAGUCAAACUUUGAGUAUGCAUUUGGUCCAAGCAUACCCAAAGACUUCAUCCUGACUGACUUGCUGCCUAUUAAAGCAACUGAUGGUGACAUCACCAACAAGCAGUUAAAUUUCGAAAUGACCCAAAAUGAGUUCUUCAAGAUAGAAAAGACAGUGCCUAGGUAUACAAAGAAAGAAUACGCGCCAAAGCUAACCGCGUUAAAAGAAAUACCUGCGCCUUUCAGCCAGGAAUUUGAAUUGAAUGUGACUGACUCCGGAGAUCCACCUUUAAAAACUAGAGCGCUGAUUACCGUUAGGGUAUUGAAACCUUCUGAUAUAGUUAACCAGAAUAUUUCCGAAGCCCACCAUCCACCAGUUUUUGGAAAGAAUUUCUACAUGGCCUAUUACAACAAAUCCCACCAAAUUGAAAUGGAAGAUGUGAUCACUAUUCGAUACGGUUUGACGAAUACCACUGCUGUUAAUAUCACCAAACACUAUCAGUACUUUAAUGCCACUUUGAAAAACGAGACAGUAACUGUUCGCGCGAUUAAGGAGUUGCCCCAAGAGAUAAUUUUGGAGGGUUUCGUCGUUGUGGAGCUUGAAUCCCUAAAUGAAGGGGUGAGCAGUCCAGGACGUACCGCGUUGCUAAUCGAGUUUUCGGAUAUGAUGAUAUCCAGUGAAUGUCACAUAUUUAUAUUCGGAUACUCCAUGGGAUACCCAACAGUUUUAUUUUCUAGUGCAAUUUUAGCAAUACUGUUAAUUAACGUUUGCAUCCUAGCUAUAUUUUUUAACAAACAAAGAAAGCCUACCUUUGAAAAGUAUUAGUGUAACAUAUAACAACGAAGUAUUAUAAUAAAUUAAUUUGUAAGUUU
Messenger RNA from Photinus pyralis (common eastern firefly), 1487 nucleotides. RefSeq lists its product as uncharacterized. Gene Ontology annotation, biological process: homophilic cell-cell adhesion. Gene Ontology annotation, cellular component: membrane. The record is from RefSeq and is a predicted model, not a curated record. The coding region runs from base 232 to 1440 and encodes 402 amino acids. NCBI's taxonomy places the organism in Eukaryota, Metazoa, Arthropoda, Insecta, Coleoptera, Lampyridae. The transcript is spliced from 5 exons. Gene Ontology annotation, molecular function: calcium ion binding.